CACCACCAAGAGAUAAGCCAGCACACGGGUGACGAAAAUACGUGAAGUUCGCGGCCGUCAGUGUCCAAGGAUUGUUCAGCCUGUGGAAAAAAACUGAUACUUGGCUUAGAAUCUCUACGGUAAGCACGAAUAUCUGUGCUCUUAUCUCAAGUUAAGGUCACGAAAAAAAUACUGCUUCCCUAAAAGCUCGACACAAUCCCUACGAAACGAGGUAUCCGGGAAAUGCAUGUGAGGCAGAAAAGUGAAACUAUGUUAAUUAAUGCAACGGCUGGCGGGGUUGAAAAAAUAGUUCACUAGUGAUGGGUGGGAAUUUUCAGAUGGUUUCCCAGCACCAGCAGUUUUGUGCUUGAAAAGCUGUGUCCGUGUGUAUUUGUGUGCUUGAGUACAACAACAAAAAAUAACACGCAUCGUUAUGCGAUAUGCCAGACAGAGAGUGGUUACUACAGCCUUAAUUAAAGUAAAAGUGUUAGAAGAAAAGUGAAUCACCUUCGCACCCGUGCGAGGAUAGUAUGAGCGAUAAGGCAGAAGAGCUAAAUCGAGAAGAUAAAGAAGGAUAAACCCCACGGGAAAGUCAAGGGUUGAAAUUAGACUUCGUUCUAGCUUUUACACACCAGUGUGCAAUCAAAGUUGCGUGGAGGUGCUCCAAUCAAGUGUUUAAGUUUGUGUGGGUGGAAAGAUCUGCUCUUAUUUGGUGCACACUUCUCCUCCAGACUCAGGCUCAUCCUUUGUUCUCUGCCCUUUCCACCCCAACAUUCGUAGGUGGCGGUGGUUCAUGAUUCCACGUGUUUAAAUGGUGUAUGUGCUGCCAAUGCUGCCAAAGAACAGAUUGGAGGCCUUGAUUUCGCCUCCGUCUCUCGUCGGCAAGUAAAAAUAACGACGUCAAUGUAGCCGAAAAGUGGAUACCUGCAUUGCCCUUUUGUUUCGCGGCGCUACGAGGCGAAACAAACCACCAGACAGAUAAUCGAUAGUCAAAAGAGAAAAACAAUGAAGUUUGUGACGGGCACGUCGAUGCUGCAGCUGGUAGAGAUGGAAACGCACUGGCACGUUUCUAUCUCUCACACAGAAGUCAUUCUAUUGUAUUAACACUGAUGGUGUAAAAAGGGUGUACACUGAUAGUGUAAAACAAUAGCCAGCUAUCAAAUAAUAGUCUCUACUGAGUGAAUGUACGAAGUGCGAAGAUUGGAUCCCGUGAAAACAAGUCGAAAACAGACCCCGUGCUGUGGUUUGCGGUAAACCACGGAGGCCAUCUAUCACUCCAGAGUCAACACCAUCGACACCACCUCCAAUGGAACUGCAGCGGAACCGGUAGUGGCGUCGAAAGAGAACUUUUAGAGCCCAUUAGCCAAGCUUCCUCAUUCAGAAAGUUAACACACACACAUCCGAGUCCUCCAUACCACCGAAAGCAUCAAGUGCGAGUUAGUACAGGGCCUUUCCCCCACGUUCUUUGUUUAAGCAUAGCAUAGGAAAGCAGUGCAACUCCUACGGAAAGUUAAUUAAACUCGAUCCUUACGUAGCCCGCGUAGUAUCAAUAGCAGCAACCGUGGUCCCGUUGGAAUAUUAGUUCAAUGCAAUCAUGGCAACCCCACCGGACAGUCCAAUCGAGGAAGUCGUAUACGAGUUGGAACCGACCCGAGCUCCGAAACCAGUCCCGGUGGCGCUCGAGGACCUUUGUCGGCUCACAAAAUUCACCCGGCAGGAAAUACGCGUCAUGUAUCGAGGCUUCAAAACGGAAUGCCCCGAUGGAGUAGUCCACGAAGAUAGUUUUAAGGAUAUCUACGCAAAGUUUUUCCCUCAUGGAAACUCCAGCCUUUAUGCACACUAUGUGUUCAAAGCGUUUGAUGUUAAUUGUAACGGAUCCAUCACCUUUCGGGAUCUAUUGGUCACACUAUCCACUUUACUGCGAGGUUCCGUAUACGAGCGGUUGCGAUGGACCUUCCGCUUGUACGAUAUAAACGGUGAUGGCUGCAUAAGCCGGGGGGAGUUGGGCGAAAUUGUGACGGCUGUGCACGAGCUUAUGGGCAGGAGGCCUCACCAGCCCGAUGACGAUCAGAAAGCUAGAGAACAGGUUGAUCGGGUGUUUCGAAAGCUAGACCUCAAUCAGGAUGGUAUAAUCACGAUCGAAGAGUUCCUGGAAGCCUGCCUGAAGGAUGACGUCGUUACCAAGUCACUACAAAUGUUCGACACCUGCCUUUGAUGACCGUCCUGCGAGAGUGUUUCCGGCGGUUCACGCCGAGCAGCGGAUCCGGACCGGUUUGCACUGAUAAACUUGUAGGCUGACUGAGAGUUAGUUGGGCAGUGCGCAGUGGGAGGAAAAGUGAAGUCACGACAAGGUUUGAUUGAAUGCAGUACGUUCACUCACUCACUCACUCACUCACUUACUAACUUGUUUUGGUCGUCGCGAAAAGUGCAUAUGAAACUAAUCUGUUUCUUUCAUUUCUAUGUGAUUGAAGUUAAAGACAAGCUAAGCUUACUGCAGAUACUCAACGAUCCAUAAAAACAGCCUUUGAGAAAUGGCAGUAGCGGCGAAUUUGCAUUUAAUUAUGGCGUCAAGCGCCGGGCAAAAGGCAAAAAUAAUCCGAACGGUAGCGUUAGAACAAAUAACAAUAAAUUUUCAAAAUAGAUCUGGAUGUACCUUAGGAUGCCAACGACGGUGGUCAUUCACAGGAAAUACUUAUUUCUGCUAAAAAAAAAGCACUGCGCAAAAUUUCAGCGCUACCGGACGUCAUUGUUUAGUGUUGAAAUUGACAGCUAUGCAAUUGUUGAAAGGCGUGAAAUUAUCCAAGGAGUAAAAGAUUAAUGUCAAAUUGUUAGAAAAUGCAUGCAAUUUCGAGAUUGGAAUUUGGAACAUUUAUAAACUGGCAUCUGAAAUUGUUCAAAAACUCAUUCAGACUAACUGUGUGCGAUUUUAAUACAUUACUGACAUCUGAUAUAUGAUGUGCGAUAUAAUAGUUAUUUUUUCUAUUAUUAUUUUUCAUAUUAUGUAAGAUAAUUGUAUCUACUAUCAUCUUAUCACAUACUUGUAUCUCAUGAUACAUGGCCAACCAAUUAAAAACGGAAAAAACAUGUUUUUGAAGUAAAUCAAUCGGCCAAUCCAUUGAAUGUCUUCCUUAUAGUUUAAUUUAGGUUUCUCAUGGUAUGAUAUUCUUGAAAACUCAUAUAAAAUCUCUUUAUCUUCGGUACAUUCGGUCAAAUUUCCGGGCGAAACACCCAAAAAUUCAAUAAUCUCAAUCCUCGUCCGACAACCGAUGAAAGCUUUUCGUUUAAUAGCAAGCCAGUUUCCUUAUGACCCAUUCAACACUUAUUGCCAGGGUCGGAUUAAGGGUUGUGGGGGUGCGGGGGGCACGAACCUUGUGGCGGGCCCUUUUCAGCUGUCAACAUUUGAUUGAAGGAAUAUAUCAUGUAAAUAUAUGAGUGGAAGAAAGGUUACGGAAGGAUUGUGUUAGUCUCAAACAAAAUUUUGGUUUUUUAAGUAUCUUAAAUUUUGUUGUGUUUUCAAUGGUUUUUGUUUAGUCAUGAGUCAUGAAAAGUGAACUUUUGUGGGGGUCCCCAAUGUAACUUAAUAUUUAGUUUUUCUUAGAACACUUCUUUUCUAUUGACGUAGAAUACGUCUUACUCUAAUAGGGUGCCAUUUCGAAACAUCGAAAAUAGAAUGAUUUUAGUCUCUGAUAUCUUGUUGGGUAGAGAAACAUAUUUCUCUGAUUACAGUUCAACAAAUCGCGUGCCUGCAAUGAUGCAAUCCAAGCACUUCCCCAGCACAGCGGACACUAGAGUAUACAAACGAUUUGACUUUACAAACGGUUUGUUGUUGUUGUUGUUGUUGUUGCUUUGUUCAAUCGAGUGCACAACGACACUGGAAGUAUGACUGUCAUUAGUCACAUAUAAAAGCUAACAUGCAACAAUUUAGUUUUCAUUGUUCAUCCGAUCACAGUCGCAACAGAAUAAUUGACUGAAAACCGGAUCGACAAGUAGCAAGCAGACUUGCUGCAGUGCAGCAGGCGACGAUUUCAUGUUUGUAUAGCUUUUGCUGCAACACACACUUCUAGCAUUCCGCAGCGAAGAGCGUCUUGUUUUUAAGUGCUUCAAAGUUAUUCAAUUGUAGUAGGGUAGGUAAGUCUGUUAUGGCAAGUGCACUAGUUAUGGCCAUAUCGCAUUAGCGUAAUGGUACCAGUUAUGGCAAUACUCCAUUUAAACUCCAUGGGCCAUAACUGGCUAAUGCCAUAAUUGGUAUAUUUUUUAGGAAUUGCAAUAGCUGGCACUCCUCCCCUAGUUAUUAUUUUUCUGCCACUCGCCAGAGCGCUGCUUAGAAAUCUCGCUUUUCUUCUUAGUAUUCAUGUUUUGACCGUGGAAGGCAAAAGCAACGAUCGAAAAUGUUUUGAUUCCUCCACCAUUUUGUCGUAUUCAUCUUGAUACUGUGUUUAUAUUGUCUUUAUAUUGUGACACACCAAUGGCAUUUUUUCACUUUUUUAACAAACGAUUUUUCCGAGCUGUGUAGCAUUAAUCUAACCGUUUAAUUUGAAUUACACAUACUUAACGACGUAAUAACAACAACAAACAAGUUUUAAGCAUAAUUCGAACUAGCUCGAAUAGUUAAAUAUGAUCGCAUUUAUUGAAAAAUAGUUUUGCGUCACUUUUCAAUCGCUGGAAAUAAAUGUGCAACUGCAAUUUUUAUAAAUUGCAAGGUAAGAAAUUCAACAUUGCUUCAAGAACGUGUUUAUGGACUUGAGAAGAGCCAACUGUAAUUUGUAAUUAGGCUGGAGGAGCGAAACAAUUCACUUUGAGCUAGUGUAUUUCGAAAUAGCUUUAGCUUCGGACCUAGCGUACUUGGCUAGCUUUUGUGCUCGAUGCCAUCUUAAAGGCGAGUUUGUUGACGGUUGAACAACACGUAACGUUGACGUAAAACGCAGCCAACCUUUUUUUUUCUUCCAUAAUUUCUCAUGCGUGACUCCGCCCACUUGUCGCGUUAGUCAUCUCCGUAGGAAUUUAAGACAAUACACGAGUUUAUUUCGUCACACCAUCAUCCUUGCGUAAACAGACUUUCGCGCGAUAAGGGUGUAAAAUCGGUUACAGUUCACAUUUUUCGUGUUUCUCGUGAUUACGUUCCUACCACGUGGGCGAUAAACGUGAAAGAAACCUCAUAGCCAGUCCUAAGGCUGCUAAUGCCACGGCCAGUACCCGUAAAAUAUCCCGAUCAGAAGAGCAUAACUAAAAAAAUACAAAACUCUAUCAACGUGAGAUACAAAUAACAUAUUUUGAUAGAAUUUUGUUUUUUUUCCAUAUAAUUUUGAUUACAAUAUUGAAUCUGAAUGAGUUAUAAUAACAAAACGUGUAAUGAAUUAGUUCUGAAACAAGUCUAACUAACUUUUCGUUUUUAUCAAAACCUGUUGUUUCUAACAAUGUUUGUUAUUAUAUUGUUCUACAUACUAUCUUAUUUUGUUAGAAAGCUGAUAUAUUAGUAACAAAUUUUGAUAUGUGUUUGAUACUAGUAGAAUCAUUUCUGUUAUAAUUUUUGUUAUUUUAACACCUAACGAGACCAAAUUGAAAACACAACCUGUAAGGUUUUUCCCGUAACAAACUAACAGCUUCUGUUACAUUUUUGUUUUUUCUUUCUGGUCGGGAUGCGGGUUGAUACAGGAGUACCUGGCGGCUCUAUUGUACCUUGCUGCGGAAGAGUUGGAAUUGGCGGGAAACGCUGCUAGAAAUAAUAGAACGAGAAUCAUCCUGCAAGUGGCAAUUCGCAAGAAACACUCAAGAAAAUCUUCUUCCGAAUACCCAAGCUGUUGUCUUUGAAGAAAACAGGAAAAAAGGCAUUAUUCGAUUGAUUCCUAGCUUUGUAGAAAACUAACAAAACCGUCCUUUCAGGAACGAUCACUUGCUUUCAAUUCAAGUAGUUGACAAUUUUUUCACAUUUCAGUAUUAUACAAUGGAACAAUGAAAAUCGAUUUUUCGAACUUCGUUUAGCAGUAGGAGGGCUCAAAAGUUACGUCUUCUCGAAAAAAGUCCCCAUGCAAUAUUUCAGCUCAAUCGAACUUCAGGAACACGUGCCUCGAAGCGGUCAAAGUUUAAACUUUUUGCGGCCAAAUGUCUUAGAAAUGCAUGAAACGUCGAGUCGACUUUCUGGGACUUGAAAAUUUCCGAACCUGGGCCAAUGACAAAAAAUUGACCUACGAAUUUCAUUUAACGAUUGGGCUUCUCGGAAAAUGUCCUCAAACAGAAUUUCCGCAUAAUCGGACAUGCCUCAAAGCAAACAAAGUUUCACUUUUUCGAUGGAUGAUUAAAAGCACAGGUAGUAGGUUUAUGAAAUUAAAUUGACAUGGAAGUUUUUUUGAUGCCAAAUGUCUUAGAAAUGCAUAAAACGCCGAGAUCUGUUCUUAUCUCGGAAAAAAUGACUUUUUGUGACUUAUUGAGCUAUGAAACUCCUCUCGUCUCAAAAAUUCCAAAGUCCCAGAAAAUAGAUUUUUUCACGAUUGUUUUUUUUUUCGAAAUUACACCAGAGUUCGAAGUUUCUAGCACUUCAAAAAAAAUCCAUAUCAAUAAUUUCAUGAACUACUCUGGCGCCUUCCUACAUCGGUCAAAAAAGUAAAACGAACUUUUUGAAUUGACCAUUAGAAAAGUUUCGACUGGCGAAUAUAGGAAUGUUAUGGUCAAAAUAGGAACCCAGAUGAGUUUCUGCAUUCGGUAAACAUAUUCAGGAUUUAUACCGUAAAAACAAUGAAUGAGUUUCCGCAUUCGAUAGACAUAUAUGAAGAAAAUGUUAUGAAAAUUCAACAAAACCUUCAACUUUCAAGUGUUUGUAAACAGAAAUACCAGAUGCUCAUGAAAGCGAAUUAUUUGCUACUAGCGAGUUUUAUACAGAAGUAAAGAAUUGCAGUUUGUGCAGGGGCAUUUUUGCAAAUGUUCAAUGCUUCAUUGGCGGAAAUUCAAUUCUUAAACUCUACAAUACUUUGCAUACCUUUUAUGACAGGCGAUGCUUUGUUCCAGAGGUGUGUGAAAUUUGAAUUUGUACUUUCAAAAAAAGACAUCAAAACUAAAAGAGGAGCUGCAUAGCCUCAAGAUUACAUAGUCCGCUUUUACAACGGACUGAUUAUAAACUCGAAGCUUGAUAGAAUCAGGCAUUCGAUGCCAAGGGAAAUUUUAGGCAUGGGUUUAUUUUCAGACUCCGCCCUUUUAAAUUGCACCCUCUCUCACGUUGGUUUCCAAAAAAAGAGCGACACCCAGUUGAAACCUUUUCUGGGAAUUAUAAUUGCCAGUACUUGGCAGGAGUAACGAGGCUCAGUAUAGCAGUAAUUUGUCACUUACUACGGUGAUACAAUAACACAAAAGCAUACCUUUCCGUCACAGUCGUUGGAGAUGCAGAGAUAAACUCGGUCUCUGACAACAACGGUUGUUACACUAACAAACAAACCUCCCUUUUCCUAACCGACCGUAAGGACGUAGUCGACGCCGUUAUCGAUCUAUACAAAAUGGACGUUACUUAAUUGUUGUACGUUGAAGAUGGUAAAGUUAUUCCAAAUAGUCACCAACGAGGUCACGGAUGUGUAACUACAAAAAGUGCGGUUGUCAAGGCCGAGCUCUUCAAUCUUUGCUUGAAAUUGGAUAUCAAAAAUUUCACUUCCUAUAAACAAUUUCCGUCAAAAACUUCGUGUUGAACUAAACUUUUAAACACUAAACUUUUAGUGCAUUUUACCCGUUUUAAUCUCCACUUUAUUAUUUUGAGCUUGACGAUGUGUGGAAUUUGCUGUGCUAUGUGAUGAACUUUCUAUUCCGCACCUUCAUAUUUCUCGUUGGAUUACGUUGUUAUCACUUUCCUUCACUUUGACAGCUUUUGCAAAUAAUAUUACAACUAACUUGAUUCAUACUUAUUUACAAUAAAGAGAGCAGAUCGUAGCAUUGCGAACCAUAAAGGAAUCGGUUUUUUCGCAUCUUUUUCAAGCUGGAAUCCCUCUCCCCUUUUUCCAGAGGAAUAACUAAACAGUUGAAAUAUACAAAAAAAAACCUAAAUUAAUCCACCUAGCGGUCAGACCCAGCCUUUCUCAUUCAAACUUAUUAUUUGUAAAAAUAGAUUUACAUGAACGCUUCAAUCCAAUAAAUGUAUAUUCACUUUUAAGGUUGCAAAAAAUUGAUGUUGUAAUUUAUACAUAUAAAAAUUCAGUCCGGUCUGUCUGUCUGAUCCAAAUAGGCUCGAAAACUACCGAACCGCUCGGCGUGAAACUUUGUAUGAAGGGGUUUUUGGUGCCGCUAAAGGUCCCUAUGAUAGUUUGAGACCCCUCCUUCUUCUGGAAGGGAGGAGUUCCAUACAAAUGAAACACAAAUUUCUGCCCAUCUCGAAAACUAAUCAACUAAAUGGAACCAAAUUUGGCAGGUAAAUGUUUUUAGUGAUAAAAAAUAUGUUCAUAAUGUUUCGACACCCCUCCUUUUUUUGGAAGGGAGGGGUGCCAUAAAAACACAGAUUUCUGCACAUCCUGAGAACUAAUCAAGUGAAUGGAACCAAAUUUUGCAGGUGAACAUUUUUAGAGGUAACAAAUAUGUGCAUAAUGGUUUGACACCCCUCCCUUUUCUAUAAGGGAGAGGUCCCAUACAAAUGAAACACAAUUUUCGCACAGCUCAAGAACCAAUCAAGAAAAUACAACCAAAUUUGGUAUGAGAAUGUUUUGAGAGGUAACACAUAUGUCCAUAAUGGUUCGACGCCCCUCCCUCUUCUGGAAGCACAUAUUUCUGCAUGAAUUUCUGCACAUCUCGCGAACUAAUCAACUAAAUGGAACCAUAUUUGGUGGUUGAAAGUUUUCAGUGGUAACAAAUAUGUUCCAUAAUUGGUAACCACCUCAGGUAACAUUUUGGAAUGUAAGAUGGCAACAUACGGUUUCUGGAAAAUAGCCAAAAAUGGCCGAUCUAGAAUGAUACACAGGAGCUCAAAUCGACCACAGAUACCAUUUUGAAUUCUUAGAUGGCGACUUCCGGUUUCUGAAAAUGACCAAAUACCACUGAAUAUGAGUAUCUCCGGAGCAAGAAUGUUGCAAGAAGCUAAAAAUUCAGACUUCAGACACCAUUAUGAAUUGUAAGAUGGCAACUUCUGGUUUCUAGAAAUCAGCCAAAAAUGGCCGAUUUCCGAUUAACAUGAUUGUCUUCGGAACUAGAAUGAUACACAGCAGCUGAAAUCGACCACAGAUCCCAUUUUGGAUUCUAGGUUGGCGACUUCCGGUUCCUGGGAAACAGCCGCAAAUGAUCGAAUAACACCCUAUAUGGGUGUUUCUUCAAUCAGAAUGACGCUCAGAGACCAGAAAUUAUCUUAAAUACCAUUUUGAAAUCCAAGACGGCGACUUACGGUUUGUGAAAAACAGCCUAAAAUAACCAAUCAGGCACCAUUUUGAAUUGCUUAAUGGCAACUUCUAGGAAACAGUCGAAAAUGACCGAAUAAUACUCAAUACGAACAUCGAGAUGAUGCAUAGAAACCAAACAUUGACCCUGGGCACCAUUUUGAAUUUAAAGACGGCCACUUUUAGUUUCUGGAGAACAACCAAAAUAACUAAAUAACUUCCAAUAUGGGUAUUUCCGGUGUCAGAUUGAUGCCAGAAAAUCUGCUGAAAAUGACCGAAUACCACCUAAUAUGAAUAUAUUCAGAAUUAAGGCGAUGUACAGAAGCCAAAAGUCGAGGAUGUUGUCAUUUCGAUAAAACCAAUCAUUUCAAACGAUUUGUUAUUUGACUUUGAUCAUAUCCUAUGGCCGAUUCUCCGUGCAUUUGCAGACUUUAAACACAUCGCAAGGAAUCAACGAAUUUGGAACGUUCAAAUAGUACGAUACCACAUUUAAAUUAUAUUGAGGUCACAAAUAUCGAUCAAAGCAGGCAUCGUUUUAAAUAGUCUUUGAAUUUCUUUUCUUUCCAUAACUUUCGAGCCACAUAUCAAAUUGUUAUGAAAUUUGUUAUUUGUAAGUUUGAGAGAUGACUCGUUCGUAUGACACUAGUUAUGUUCAAAUAAGUCAUGUAAUCUUUGAGAUAAUAGACUUUCGUUGUUUCAUUAACAAUUUAAUAACGAUUACUAAAGUUCGAUUAUAAUCAAAUGAAAUGGGAACGCAUAGGGCAGCCAAACUUUGAAACCACGUGUUCAAUCAUAAUUCAUCAGUUAACGCCUAACUAGUCCUCUCGUCUGAUAAUUAUGUUCAUCAAUUCGGUUGUGUAGUUUCUGAGAUAAUGAAAUUUCGUGAUUUUUACAUUUCGGUACAUUACAGACGAAGUUACAGUUCGAUUACAGUAAUAUUCAAUAGGGUGUUAUGAGGCAGCUAGACUUUUUAUUUGACACUAAUUUUGUGGAAAUCGGUCUUUGAGAAAAGUGAGUGAGUCCAAGUAGUCGUCGGAAUAUGUUCCUUUUCAUAGCUGGAUUUCACAUUUUUAAAUAUAACAGUCAAAGUAAUAGUUCGAUUGCAAAACAAAUCAAUAGGGUCUUAUGGGGCAACAAGACCUUCCAUUUGACACUGAUUUUAUGAAAAUCGGUCCAGCCAUCUCUGAGAAACAUGAGUGAGAUUAAACUGUCUUCAGAACACGUUUCUUUUCGUAACUUUUGAACCACAAGUUCAAUCUUUAUAAAAUUCAAAAGUUAAGGGUUUUUCAGGUAGCCCGUUCAUUUGAAACAAAUUUAUUCAAAUCGGUUGUGUGGUUUUAGAGAUAAUGAUGUUUCAUGAUUUUUACAUUAUGAUACCAUAACCUCUAAACUAAAAAUCCGAUUAGAAUGAAAUUUAAUAGGGUCUUAUGGGACAACAAGACCUUCCAUUUGCAAUUAAUUUCAUGAAAAUCGGUCCAGCCAUCUCUGCGAAAAGUGAGUGAGAAUAAAAAUCUGCACAUACACACACACACACACACACACACACACACACACACACACACACAGAAAAUGCUCAGCUCGUCGAGCUGAGUCGAGUGAUAUAUGCCAUUCGGCCCUUUGGAGCACUUUUAUAUCUUCGGUUUUGCAAGUGAUUGCUAUACCUUUCUAGGAGAAAGGCAAAACAAGAACUCGUAUACUUCAGUAGUCUUUAAACUUUUAUGGGAUUCCUUUUACUAUGGAGGGUUUGUUAGUAGCUAAAGUAUUUAAAAUAAUUAUUGGUAAAUAAUAUGUUUGUGUGGCCAAUCACAAAUGUUGACUUCAAAACACUAAAACCAUCAAAUUGCUUGAUUUUUUGGUUACCAUUCGUACGAUAAUUAGUGCAGCCUAACUUACCAAAUGUUGAUAAUUGGUUGAAAUAGUGUGCAAAAAAAAUAAAAGAGGUUUCCAUUGGUGAACAGUUUCAGAAGCCAGUCAACAAUUUUUUCAUAUUAUUAAGAUGAUUGACCUAAUAUUUUGCGCAGAGUUUUCCAAUGAUGCGAUAAAAAUAUUUCCUGCACAGUCCGGUUUGAAAAGAUCACUUUUUCUGCCGUUGGCACCCUAAUGUACUCGCUAUAUUUCCUCUCCGUUCCACUCUCGGAAAGGCCUCCUAUCCGAAGAAUGGCGUCGUGAAUAUUUUAAAAUUUCAUAUCAUGUUCCACACAAUUGAAGCAAUAUUAUAUUCCGAUAAUGUAAUGUAAUAUUGUAGUACAUUGAACGAAGUAUUUGUUUUAUGACAGAUCUUAUUGUUUUUUCGCAGAUUAGUUUACACGUAAGACGUUCAAAAGUAUUCCAAAUGCCAUACUAGAAUAUAGUUAAUAAAGAGACAACAAAAAUAUAUGAAAUAUUGAACUAGAGAAAGAUGUAAAUUAACUGAACUAGCAUAGGUGAUAAAAGAAUUGGAAAAUUUAAGACAUAUGUAAUUUUAAAGCAAACGAUAUUGACUGGAAUAGUAUUUUGAUUAAAUCUAGGAGAUUAUCGAAAAUAAGAAAAAAUACAUAAACAAAACAACGGAAUUUUACUAUUUUUAUUUCACAAAAAUAGAUUGAAAUGCUCGUAGAGACACAGGUGUUAGUUGACAAUAGACAAUCGAUUUAACCUAAAAAAAAGAAACAUGAAGUUCAUUGCAUGAAAUAGUCCGCUAGAAUUCGACAGCUAUUUUAAAAUUAACAAAUAUGAGAGCAAUAUCCAAGUGCAAUAGAAUAAAUCUCUCAUCCCAGGACGGUUCAAGUAGAAACAGAAAUUCCUCAGCUUAUAAACUUUGAAACGAAAGCCUCACCGGGAAGUACUGUUAUAAAACACAUUGUCGAGACACGUUAUAUUAAUUUGCAUUUGAUCCAUUAAGGACAUUUCCUAAGUCAAAUUAUUUGGAUAUGAUCAAAGGGUUGUAUAAAUAUCACCAUAAUUUCUAUGCAGUCAAAGCAAAACACAGAAAACACCAAUUAUGUAAGUCUUUGCGGAUGAACUCGCACAAAGAUUUUUUCAGUUAUAAACAAAAUUGAAAGCAGGCCGGAAACACCACUAACUGAAAGCCAUCAGCAGCUGUAGUGUGAAUGGUGCGUUCAUUCCAUAUUCUCUCUAUAGUUCCCACUAGUAUGAAAAAUUUACGUAACUAUUGAUGUGUAACAAUCUGCCUACUAACAAGUCAUACAAAAAAUAAAGCAAAAAUCUGCCCGUUUUAAAUCAUGACGAACGUUUUAAUGCAUCCAUCGUAACAGUCAUCAAGAUAAGUAAAGAAUAAUAUAGGAUACUCUCUAGUGUGCCCAUAAGAAUCCGCUUACAACCCAGGGUUGAUAUUUGUAGAACAGUUUCACCAAGCAAAAGCUACACCAGAUUAGGUUCCAUUCGAGAUUACAAAUAAUUUGAGCAGUUGUUGUUUUGAUAGAUUCAUGUUAUUUACCGAAUAAAACAAAUGUUUACUGAAAACGACAAUUUCGCAUCGUUCAUACGCCGGUAACGCAACUUUUAAUCACACCACCAAACAAGAAAAAAUACUAAAGUAUCACUAUGCUAACCUGUUUAUUUGAUUCAACCUUCUUUGUACUGUUGCAAAAACUAAGAUUUUACCAUUCAACUUUUACCAUUUUUACUAAUGGUUGAAUUUAAACUACGUUUGACACUGCAACUUGACAUCGUUAGACAGAUAACGCUUGCAUGGUAGUUACAAGUAGUGUCGUAUUUUUCAAGAAUAAUAGAAACCAGUCAAACACACACGUUUUGUUGAUCGGGAAAAAAAAGACAUUUGAAUUUGAAACCCUUGAGGCAAUGACUCACUUUUCGAUAAAUAUACUUCAAUAUAACACAACACGAAUUUAUAUAUUUUACAAACGAUCGUCGAAUUUGUGCGGUCAGAUCCCAACUUUACACAACCCCUUUACACUUGUCGUCAGAACUGUACCCUCAAUCGGUCAAUUACAGCUGAUUCCCAAACAUAAAACUAACAACAGUCCAGUUGGGGCAAAUUAACAAAACUUUAUUUCCAAAACCUAUACACAAAACUGGCAGCUUACAGCGCUAAUGUACUUAAAACUUAUUGCAUAACAGCAAAUUAGAGCAGACAAAAAUAAUAGGUUUAUCGAAGAGAGUUUAUGAAAUUUAGGCAAAAAAAGAAAUCAACAGUUGUAAUCAAGAUAACGUUAAGCCGUUUUUAAAUGUACCUGUGUCUGACAAGCUUAUAAAUCAACGGAGAAGAAAAAAAAACCCUAUUGAGUAGACGUAAGAAAGAACCGCAGAAGAAAAAAAAGAAAAACACUAUUUCCCACCAAAGUUUAUCUCUAGUGUGACACACAAAAACAAAUAACAAUAGGAAGAUACCACUGAAAAAACAUAGUUGAACAUAGUCCAAAAGCAAAGUUAAAGUUAUAUCCAUAGGACACAGAAACUAAAUCAUCCAUUGAAAAUCAGUGAGUAAUUUGCGCGAAAGUAACUAGUCGAAAACCAAUCGAAAGCCUUUGUUUCGAAUCAUUCUCUCCAAGAUGAUGUAUACUUAUUUCUGCAUCAAGUUCGGUCUGGCAGAGCGCAGAAGUGGAGGGAGCUGUAUAAAUAAACAAGAGCUAUUUUCAACAAUUCAGAGAUAUUACGAAAAAGCGAAUAACCGACGGCAAUUGUUCCAAUAAAAUGCAAAAGCAGAUGAUAUAUGUUUAUGAAA
Wyeomyia smithii (pitcher-plant mosquito) is the source of this 13995-nucleotide messenger RNA. Its product is annotated as Kv channel-interacting protein 1. Bases 1574 to 2194 code for a protein of 206 amino acids. Gene Ontology annotation, molecular function: calcium ion binding. NCBI's taxonomy places the organism in Eukaryota, Metazoa, Arthropoda, Insecta, Diptera, Culicidae. The transcript has 7 exons. The record is from RefSeq and is a predicted model, not a curated record.